UACCGGGGUCCUCCGGUGGCCUACAUCCAGCAGGUGUUGGUGAAGGCGGCGGUGUCUCCGUGGGACAGCAGCCUGGUGCCGGUGGACGUGUUUCGGUCUCCGCUGAGUCGAGCCUUCAGACUGCUGGAGGAGAUCCGCAACCACGUGCACUCAGACGGCUCUGGGGUUCGCAGUCUGGAGUCGCUCUGUCUCCAGGUGACAGAUUUGUUUCCAGGGUUACGGCGGAUGCAGUCGGUGCUGCCGGAGCAUGGCUGUUUGCUCGUUUCCCCCGGCAACUACUGGCAGAACCAGCAGGAGCUGUUCGACUCGGACCCCGACCUCCUGAAGACGAUCCAGAAACACGAACCCAAAGGCCUCAGCACCUCGGCCACGCUGCGAGGUGAGGAAGAGGAGGAAGAGGAGGAGGGAGAUGCAUUACCCACAAUGCAUCUUAAUGCUGUUUUUUAAAAGGGUUUAAAAUCUUAUGCUCUUUGGGGU
This is a messenger RNA of Notothenia coriiceps (black rockcod), 477 nucleotides long. Its product is annotated as sterol regulatory element-binding protein cleavage-activating protein-like. The record is from RefSeq and is a predicted model, not a curated record. Gene Ontology annotation, cellular component: endoplasmic reticulum membrane; Golgi membrane; SREBP-SCAP complex. The transcript is spliced from 2 exons. Gene Ontology annotation, molecular function: sterol binding. The annotation marks the transcript as partial. Gene Ontology annotation, biological process: regulation of cholesterol biosynthetic process; SREBP signaling pathway. NCBI's taxonomy places the organism in Eukaryota, Metazoa, Chordata, Actinopteri, Perciformes, Nototheniidae.